GGGUGGGGAAGGGUAAGACAAGAUGCUCCUGGUUCCGGAACCAGAAAGGUGAGUAAAUUAAACUCACGCAACCGAAAUGCUCCGGCUCCGAUUACUGGGAAGCAGGACGUCGUCGCUUGCUUCCAAUUUCCAUUUAAAUGAAUUGUUCAAUAUAAAUUACAGGGGAAGACGUAUGAGUUGUAGCAGUAUCGAUAGCAAUGAGAGUAACAGAGCGGUAAUGAGCUUCGGGGAUGGCAGCCAGGGGGCUCUGGGCCUGCCCGCAUCUUUAACAGGCCUCGCCGCCGAUGCCUAUGAGCCCAGUCGCGUCCCGAACCUACCCAGCGAUAUCUCCGCUGUAGCUGCUGGCCAUUACCACUCCCUCGCCGUCACUUGCGGUGGCGAUCUCUGGGCUUGGGGCCGCAACGAUGAAUUCCAGCUCGGCCGAGGCCCACUUAACCCCAGAGAUACAUGGAAUGAACCAAAAAAGGUAGAAGGGCUAGAUCAGGUAAAAGUGCGUGCUGCAUUUGCAUCUGGUGUUAUCUCUGCAGCCAUUGGAGAUGAUGGCUCUUUGUGGGUUUGGGGGAAAUCCAAGAGGGGACAGCUCGGUCUUGGGAAGGGUGUAACAGAGGCGUUGGUUCCAUCCAAAGUUGAAGCAUUAGCAGGAGAAAAUGUAGUUAAGGUAUCUUUUGGUUGGGGGCAUGCAUUAGCCCAGACUGAGAAUGGUAAAUUGUUUGGCUGGGGUUAUUCUGCUGAUGGUAGGAUAGGGAAGAUUGGAAUUGGUCUGGAAGCAUCUCCAUUGGAUUCAACCAUUGACGUACCUACAAAUGCACACGAACUCGCGGCUUCAAAGCUGGAAAUUGCUGAGAAGCUGGUCUUACAAGGGAUGGAAAAAGAGAAAAGCAUGCCAAUAAUUUGGGAACCUUGUUUAGUGGAAGAACUGCAUAAUAUCAAAGUAGUAGAUAUUGCAUGCGGGCUUGAUCAUUCCUUGGUUCUUUGCAGCAAUGGCACACUAUUGAGCUGUGGGAGCAAUGUAUAUGGUCAGCUGGGUAGAGUGAAGCAAGACAUGGGCAUGUUUCCAGUGGACAUAAACUUUUGCCCUAUUUCUAUAGCAUCAGGUCUUGGCCAUUCUCUAGCUAUUUUCCGUGCAAAAUCCUCUGACGUCGAGGGUGGUGAAACGAGUGUUUUUUCAUGGGGAUGGAACCUAAGUUAUCAGCUUGGUAGGACAGGGCUGGAGAAUUUGCCACAGGUUGUCGGUGGAGGACUGGCUGGGGAAACUCCUGCUUCUGUAUCUGGAGGCCGGGUACAUUCCCUUGCUCUUACAUCUAAGGGAAGGGUAUUUGUCUGGGGCUGCGGUAAAAAUGGCAGGCUUGGAUUAGGAAGCUCAAGCGACGAAGUUGAGCCAGCACUGCUUGAUACUGUAGAAGGUUGUGAAGUCUUACAAGCGGUGGCAGGGUUUGAUCACGACCUAAUCUUAAUAGCUGAAAGACUAUAAUUAAUGAGAAAACACCAAGGAACAUACAGAAAAUCGAUUCACACUCUCUUGGUGCUUUCAUUAGAGAAAACUUCAGUAGAAAAAGGCUUCUGUGAAAGUUUUGCGUGGUGGGAAAAUGCCAGAAAGAGAGAGAGGAGAGGGAUAGAGGAAGCUACAAACUUUGGCAUCAAUUCAAUUAUCAGCUUCCCAACAACAACAACAACACGAAUAAAAAUCUUUUGAGUAAAAACAACAAUUGAAAAUUCUAUGAAAACUGAAGUUGAUA
This is a messenger RNA of Carica papaya (papaya), 1736 nucleotides long. RefSeq names its product Regulator of chromosome condensation (RCC1) family protein (gene RUG2). NCBI's taxonomy places the organism in Eukaryota, Viridiplantae, Streptophyta, Magnoliopsida, Brassicales, Caricaceae. The record is from RefSeq and is a predicted model, not a curated record.